AAAAACAAAUAACCCCGCCUCUACUUCUUCCCUGACCUCCAAAGUUUCUCUCUCUCUCUCUCUCUCUCUCUCUCUCUCUCCCUUAGAUGGUCGCCGGAAACGGAUAUACCUGAGAUUCAAAUCUCGACUUUCAUAAACCAUUGAAGAUGCAAGGACGAGACGAGGAUCUUGUCCGAACAAUGAGCGGGAGAGGUGGGAGUUUAGCCUCAAAUAGUCACCGGAGUUUAGCCGAAGCUGCUUCAAGAAGCUUCAGAGAAGUGUUCGCUUCCCCGACGGACGACGUUUUUGGUCGGAGCGAACGGAGAGAGGAAGAUGAGGUGGAGCUCCGGUGGGCGGCGCUUGAGAGACUACCGACUUACGAUCGGUUGAGGAAAGGUAUGCUGCCGCAGACGAUGGUCAACGGUAAAGUUGGACUUGAAGAAGUUGACCUGACGAAUCUUGCACCUAAAGAGAAGAAGCAUCUUAUGGAUAUGAUUUUGAAGUUCGUCGAAGAAGAUAACGAAAAGUUUCUCCGGAGAUUGAGAGAAAGAACUGACAGAGUGGGAAUUGAGGUUCCGAAGAUUGAAGUAAGGUAUGAGAAUGUUUCAGUGGAAGGAGAUGUUCGUAGUGCGAGCAGAGCUCUUCCUACUCUCUUCAACGUCACUUUGAAUACCAUCGAGAGCAUUCUUGGAUUAUUCCACCUCCUGCCAUCUAAUAAGAAGAAGAUUCAGAUACUUAAAUCUAUCAGUGGCAUUAUCAAACCAUCAAGGAUGACCUUAUUACUUGGUCCACCAAGUUCAGGGAAAACAACUUUGCUACAAGCUUUGGCUGGGAAGCUUGAUGACACCCUCCAGAUGUCUGGGAAGAUAACUUACUGCGGUCACGAGUUUAGCGAAUUUGUUCCUCAAAAGACUUGUGCCUACAUUAGUCAGCAUGACCUUCACUUCGGAGAGAUGACAGUGAGAGAGACACUGGAUUUUUCGGGGAGAUGUCUAGGUGUUGGGACUCGGUACCAGCUGCUUACGGAGCUCUCAAGGAGGGAAAAAGAAGCUGGAAUAAAGCCAGACCCUGAGAUUGAUGCAUUCAUGAAAUCCAUUGCGCUAGCAGGGCAAGAAACUAGUCUGGUUACAGACUACGUUCUUAAGAUACUUGGUCUAGACAUGUGUGCUGACACACUUGCUGGAGAUGUGAUGAGACGAGGUAUUUCUGGUGGACAGAGGAAGCGUCUAACAACAGGAGAGAUGUUGGUUGGACCGGCCACAGCUCUUUUCAUGGAUGAAAUAUCAACAGGGUUGGAUAGUUCCACAACAUUCCAAAUCUGCAAGUUCAUGAGGCAGUUAGUUCAUAUCGCGGAUGUCACCAUGGUUAUUUCGCUUCUACAACCUGCUCCCGAGACAUUUGAGCUUUUUGACGACAUCAUCUUGCUCUCAGAGGGUCAGAUUGUCUACCAGGGGGCCCGAGACAAAGUUCUUGAGUUCUUUGAGUACAUGGGGUUCCAAUGUCCUGAAAGAAAAGGUGUUGCAGACUUUUUGCAAGAAGUUACGUCUAAGAAGGACCAAGAACAGUACUGGAACAGGAGAGAACAACCUUACAGCUAUGUGUCCGUAAGUGAUUUUUCAAGCGGCUACAAUUCUUUUCAGACUGGGCAACAACUUGCUUCAGAAUUCAGGGUUCCUUAUGACAAAGCUAAAACCCAUCCUGCUGCACUAGUGACACAGAAGUAUGGUAUAUCAAACAAGGAGUUAUUCAAGGCAUGCUUUGAUAGAGAAUGGCUGCUUAUGAAACGCAACUCCUUUGUUUAUGUGUUCAAGACCGUUCAGAUUACCUUCAUGUCUUUGAUUGCCAUGUCGGUCUUUUUUAGGACAGAAAUGCAUGUUGGUACGGUGCAGGAUGGUCAGAAGUUUUAUGGUGCACUCUUUUUCAGUUUGCUCAAUCUAAUGUUUAAUGGAAUGGCUGAACUAGCAUUCACAGUGAUGAGGCUUCCAGUUUUCUUUAAGCAAAGGGACUUCUUGUUCUAUCCUCCAUGGGCUUUCGCCUUACCAGCUUUUCUUCUGAAGAUCCCAUUAUCUCUUAUUGAAUCAGUAAUAUGGAUCGUUCUUACAUACUACACUAUUGGUUUUGCUCCUUCUGCUUCCAGGUUCUUCCGGCAGUUAUUGGCAUACUUUAGUGUGAAUCAGAUGGCCCUUUCUUUGUUUAGAUUCCUUGGAGCCCUUGGAAGAACUGAAGUAGUCGCAACCUCAGUCGGGACCUUGUCAUUGCUAGUCGUCUUUGUUCUUGGAGGCUUCAUUGUUGCUAAAGAUGACAUCCCAUCAUGGAUGACUUGGGCCUAUUACAUAUCACCUAUGAUGUAUGGACAGACUGCGUUAGUUAUGAAUGAAUUUCUUGAUGAGCGAUGGGACACUCCAAACAAUGAUACACGCAUUGACGCGAAAACAGUUGGAGAAGUCUUGCUGAAGAGCCGAGGCUUCUUUACAGAGCCAUAUUGGUUUUGGAUAUGUAUCGGAGCGUUACUUGGAUUUUCUGUGUUGUUCAAUGUCUUGUACAUCUUAGCCUUGACGUAUUUGAACCCUCUCGGUGACUCAAAAGCUACAGUUGUGGAAGAAGGUAAAGAGAAACAUAAAGGAAAUAACCGUGGAACAGAAGGUGAAAUCUUUUACCUCAUUAAUUCUGUAGUAUCUUUUCAUUUUGAUUAUUCUGACUCUACUAAUUCUGUAGUGGAACUCACUAGUACUUCAACAAAGAGAGGAAUGGUUUUACCUUUUCAACCGCUCUCUCUUGCAUUUAGUCAUGUGAACUACUACGUUGAUAUGCCUGCCGAAAUGAAAGCUCAAGGAGUUGAAGGCGACCGCCUCCAGUUACUAAGAGACGUUGAUGGAGCUUUCAGACCAGGCGUAUUGACAGCACUGGUCGGUGUCAGUGGUGCCGGUAAGACAACCUUAAUGGAUGUCCUGGCUGGCAGGAAAACAGGAGGCUACAUCGAAGGGACUAUUAGCAUAUCUGGUUACCCAAAGAACCAAGCAACAUUUGCUAGAGUCACUGGUUACUGUGAACAAAAUGAUAUCCAUUCUCCACAUGUUACCGUUUAUGAAUCCCUCAUUUACUCAGCAUGGCUUCGUCUUUCCGCUGAUAUAGAUGUCAAAACUCGAGAGAUGUUUGUUGAAGAAGUGAUGGAGUUGGUUGAGCUCGAACCCCUUAGAAACUCUAUAGUUGGUCUUCCUGGAGUAGAUGGUCUUUCAACAGAACAGAGGAAAAGGCUUACUAUUGCAGUUGAAUUGGUAGCUAACCCGUCAAUAAUAUUCAUGGACGAGCCAACAUCUGGUCUUGAUGCAAGAGCUGCCGCCAUCGUUAUGCGUACUGUUAGGAAUACCGUUGAUACAGGAAGAACUGUAGUUUGUACAAUUCAUCAGCCUAGCAUCGAUAUUUUUGAAUCCUUCGAUGAGCUUUUGUUGAUGAAACGAGGAGGCCAAGUUAUAUAUGAUGGAAGUCUAGGCCAUCACUCACAAAAACUCGUUGAGUACUUCGAGGCUAUUGAAGGGGUCCCGAAGAUCACAGACGGAUACAAUCCUGCGACGUGGAUGCUUGACGUUACUAGUCCUUCAAUGGAGACACAACUGAGCGUGGACUUUGCUCAAAUAUUCGCCAAAUCCUCUCUUUAUCAGAGGAAUCAGGAACUCAUCAAAGAGCUCAGUACUCCACCACCAGGAUCUAAUGAUCUCUACUUCCAAACCAAGUACGCGCAACCGUUUGCUACUCAAAUGAAGGCUUGCUUCUGGAAACAGUAUUGGUCAAGCUGGAGAUAUCCUCAGUAUAAUGCCAUUCGGUUUCUCAUGACAAUAGUCAUUGGUUUCAUGUUUGGUCUAAUUUUCUGGCAAACAGGAACCAAAAUAGAAAAAGAGCAAGACCUGAAUAAUUUCUUUGGAGCCAUGUACGCUGCUGUAAUGUUCCUCGGUGGCACCAACGCUUCAACAGUUCAGCCUGCGAUUGCCAUUGAGCGAACUGUGUUCUACCGGGAAAAAGCAGCUGGAAUGUACUCUGCCAUUCCCUAUGCAAUUUCUCAGGUAGCGGUGGAAAUAAUGUACAACAUUAUACAAACUGGACUCUACACGCUAAUCCUUUACUCGAUGAUCGGAUACGACUGGACUGCUGUCAAAUUCUUCUGGUUUUACUUCUUCAUGUUAACAAGCUUCGUUUACUUCACCUUAUACGGUAUGAUGCUUGUGGCCUUGACACCAAACUAUCAAAUAGCCGGAAUCUGCAUGUCAUUCUUCAUGAGUCUCUGGAAUCUUUUCUCCGGUUUCCUCAUCCCUAAACCGCUAAUACCGAUAUGGUGGAGAUGGUACUACUGGGCAUCGCCCGUGGCUUGGACGUUGUACGGGAUCAUCACAUCUCAAGUAGGAGACACAGAUGCGAUAGUGCGCAUCAGUGGUGUUGGAGACACGAGUCUGAAAACGUUGCUCAAAGAUGGAUUCGGGUUUGAACAUGACUUCUUACCAGUUGUAGCCGUUGUCCACAUAGUAUGGAUCCUUGUUUUUCUCUUUGUCUUUGCUUAUGGUAUCAAGUUCCUCAACUUCCAAAAAAGGUGAAGAAACCGUUUUUUUUAGAAUUUGGAGUUGAUCAUGUAAAUUUGCUCUUCAUGUAUUAUUAUUACCCAAUAAUAACAAGACAGCUCAUGUUUUGUGAUAAAAUUAUACUAUACGUUUGAUAUAUGAAAUAUUUGUUCUUUCUUGGU
This is a messenger RNA of Camelina sativa (false flax), 4708 nucleotides long. Lineage: Eukaryota; Viridiplantae; Streptophyta; Magnoliopsida; Brassicales; Brassicaceae. The record is from RefSeq and is a predicted model, not a curated record.